Messenger RNA from Aspergillus ruber CBS 135680, 1377 nucleotides. Its product is annotated as M20 family metallo-hydrolase. Gene Ontology annotation, molecular function: hydrolase activity, acting on carbon-nitrogen (but not peptide) bonds, in linear amidines. NCBI's taxonomy places the organism in Eukaryota, Fungi, Ascomycota, Eurotiomycetes, Eurotiales, Aspergillaceae. The record is from RefSeq and is a predicted model, not a curated record. The coding region runs from base 1 to 1377 and encodes 458 amino acids. The transcript is spliced from 3 exons.
AUGUUGUCGACAGAAUUGUCCGAGGCGGAGGUGUCGGCCUUGAUGGCUAACAAGGAGCGAUUGGCAAAGGACCUUCAUCAUAGUUGUCGAUGGGGAUAUGGCGUUCGAUGGGGGGAUGGAUCAACAGACACGGGCAUGCAACGCCUCUCCUUGUCCCAUGAGGACAAACAGGUGCGGGAUUGGUUCAUCGAGACGACAAGAGUGCUGAAAUGCAACGUCACCGUGGACGAGAUGGGAAAUAUCUUCGCUGUCCGACCUGGUCGAAGGAAGGACGUCCCUCCCACAUUCAUCGGUAGUCACUUAGAUACGCAGCCAACAGGCGGUCGAUACGACGGCAUCCUGGGUGUCUUGUCCGGUAUCGAGACUCUGAAGGUCAUUGAUGAGAUGGGCUUAGAGACAGAAGGGGGCAUAGGUGUUGUUAACUGGACAAACGAAGAGGGCGCCCGUUUCCCAAUCAGCAUGAUCUCUUCUGGAGUCUGGGCAGAAUGCAUCCCACUCUCGAGAGCCCAUAACCUCAAGGAAGUGCCCACAGUCGCUUCCCUCCCAACAGCCUCCUCUGCCCCCGAGACUAUGAAAUCAGCCCUCGAGAAGAUCAAAUACCUCGGCACCGUGCCUUGCUCCUACAAAGAAACACCAAUGGCCGCGCACUUCGAACUACAUAUCGAGCAGGGCCCACAUCUUAUCUCCGCUGGGCAACGAGUUGGCGUCGUAACUGCAGUGCAGGCAUACCGCUGGUUUCGCCUUAACAUUUUUGGAAGAGACACCCACACGGGAACGACGUCGUUCGAACACCGCGCAGAUGCCCUAUACGCCUUCGCGCGUAUGAUGGUAUGCGCUCGCGAAGUCGCAGCAGCAAAAGGCUGUCUUUCCAGUGUUGGUAUCGUAGAAGCAAAGCCCGGCAGUGUGAACACAGUCCCUGGGCUGGUCAGCUUCACGCUCGAUAUUCGCGGACCCGAGACUGAAAUGGUGGCAUCAGUCGAAGCCGAGUUGAGGAAGGAAUUCGAUGUCAUUGCCGCAGAGGAAGGCAAAGGCAUUGGCAAGCCGUGCCGCGUCGAAUGGACCCUGGACUUCGAUUCACCGGCAGUCAAGUUCCAUGAGAGCUGUAUCAACUGUGUGCGGCAAUCUGCUGAAGCGGUCGUUGCUGGUGCUGGUGUGUCGGAGCCGAAGUCACUGGUGCGCACAAUCAUGAGUGGUGCUGGUCACGAUAGUGUGUUUACUUCGAAGAGAGUCCCGACGAGUAUGAUCUUUGUGCCAUGUAGGGAUGGACUCAGUCAUCAUCCGGAAGAGUAUUGUUCUGCUGAUGAUUGUGCGACGGGUACAUCUGUGAUUCUGCAAGCAGUCAUUCGGUACGAUCGUAAGAGAUUCGUAUCGGCAUGA